Molecule: messenger RNA, 888 nt
Organism: Dothidotthia symphoricarpi CBS 119687
Lineage: Eukaryota; Fungi; Ascomycota; Dothideomycetes; Pleosporales; Dothidotthiaceae
Exons: 1
Coding region: 1-888 (295 amino acids)
Source: RefSeq, a predicted model, not a curated record
AUGCUGCGCCAGGCGUGGACUCUGCUCGCGAUAUUCGCCCUCGUCGCCAUGUCGGCCGCCUUUAGCUUCAACGACCUGCACAUCGACGGCAUCGAGGCGUACUUGCACCAUGGCGAGAAGCGACAGGCCAGUGGCACGGGCAACGCGCCCACUUCGGCUGCCGCGCUUUCAACGUCGUCGCAAGCUGCAUCGAGUGCACCAGCAACAUCGAGUGCACAAGCAACAUCUGCAACGCCCACUCCUACACCCACUCCCACACCCGAGCCUUCAACGACCCAGGAUCAGACUACCGAUGCACCCGCGACAUCAGCUGCUCCCGCCGCUUCCUCGGCCGCCGGCGUCACUACUGAACAGUCUCAAGCCGCAACGACACUCCGCACAACAACGUCACAGGCUGGCGCGACUUCUGCCGCGGCGACCACACCCAGGACUACGGCGGUGGUCGUGAGAACCUCUGCCCUCGUCGCCACUUCGGUGCAGCAAUUUACUACCGUCAUCACCACCAUCACCAAUGGCCAGACUGCUGAAAUCACCUCGACCGGCUCGAGCACCAUCACCACGACAACAGGUCAGGCCCUGAUCACCGAGACGCCCACUUCCCAGAGCGGCAGCGGCAGCAGCAGCAGUGGUCUGAGCAGCUCCAACAAGAAGAUCAUCGGUGGCGUUGUCGGUGGUGUCGGCGGCAUUCUUCUCCUCGGCGGUAUUGCGCUUGUCUUCUGGCGCAUGAAGAAACGCCAGAGCCACGUGAGCGAAGACGAUGACGAUCUCAUGGCUGGCACCGGCGCUGCUCUUGGCGACAAGCCUGCAACCGGCGCAUCUCCAUUCCAGGCCAACCUCGACCAGUACCACACCCCUGGAGGACGUCCGAACGCGGCAGCCAACUUCUAA